Messenger RNA from Clonostachys solani, 1161 nucleotides. NCBI's taxonomy places the organism in Eukaryota, Fungi, Ascomycota, Sordariomycetes, Hypocreales, Bionectriaceae. The record is from the annotation of a GenBank genome assembly.
AUGGACGACCCGGGCUGGUCAUGGCCCGCCUGGAAGUUUGGCUUGAAGAGGGCUGAUCUCUUUUCCUCACUGCACGAGCAGUACAACACCUUCACCUUUUCCAUCCAAGACCCGCAAGCCUUUCACGCCGACGUGAACGAGAUCUCCCACGAUGCCGACACGCUGGAGGAGUUCCACCGCUUGCUGGCCGAGCGACGGCAGCAACGCCUUCAGGAGCUCCACGACACUCUUGAAGCGCUCGCUUUAGAGAUCAUCGCCAACCCGAAGUUGAUGGAUUCGAACCACUGGGAAUACGCUAUGCAGCUCUUUCGUACCAAAUCUUUUGAUUCUCUGGUCCGGUAUUUUGCUAGCUACCUCCCUGAUACCCAUGCCGACUCUGCAGACUCGCAGAGCGAACCCCCAUCCCCCAUCUUUUCUGACGCCAUCAGCGUCCACACCAUGAGCACCAAGGCCGGCAGCGUCGACGGUGUCUCUGUCACCCAAUUCGAAGACUCCACAACUUCCAAAAACAGCUUUUCUGAUGGUAGCCUCGAUGCUCCAUUGUCCCCUCCUGCAUCCGAGACAGGCGAGAAUCCUGCCUCCGUCGAAGUUUCACGAGAUUUCCUCCCAUCAGAUCCCCCAUCACCCUCUAUGUCCUUCUCUGGGUCAGAAUCUGGUGCAUUCUGUCCUGGCUUUAGCCGCUCGCUUAUUCACCACGACGACGACACCUCAUCGCAAUCUGACUGCGACACGGCCGUCACGUCUGUGUCUGAUAGCGCGGAGAGCCGGGCUUCAUUUGAUUCUGUAAAUGAUAAGAAUCCCCACUUUACCCAGUUCAAUGAGGACUAUGAUGAUGAGGAUGAUGAUGAUGAUCUUCUUACCGCUCAAUUUCCUGAAGAUUCCUUCGAUAUCUAUGGCGGCUUCGACGACGACAUGAGCGAAACACACGAUGAAGAUACAGCAACCCCUCGCCCUGAAACAGCUGCAGCACUCCCGUCGGACUACAAGUCCGUACUCUCACGAAGAAUAACAUCGACCCGCCGUCGAUCGCCGUCACCCCGAUCGCACACAACGCCAGGUAGCCCUACCUGGGACAUCCGCAGAAGCCCUGAUGAGGUACACAGCAGGAUCCAGAAACCCACUGCCGAUCCUGUACGGAAGAGACCGAAGGGAAGGAUAUGA